AUGAUUUCCGCCCCCGCGAUCGCCGCGCGGGUUGGCUCUCGAGCGGUAUCCCGAGCGGCGCCCCGAGCUGCCCUCGCGGCUCCGAACAAGGCCCGAUCCGUCGCCGUCGCCGCCGCCCUCCAGCGCCGGGCCCUGUCCACCACGAGGGCUUGCGCCCUGCCCCCCGCCAGGGACCGUGCCCGCGAGAUCGUCAUCCAGACGCUGAGCUCCAUUGGCAGCAAGCGCGAGAGCGAGCAGUACCUCAAGCUCUUCACCUCGGUCUCGUCACAAAAGUUUGCCGUCAUCAAGGUCGGUGGCGCCAUCCUCACCGAGUACAUCGACGAGCUCUGCCGCAGCCUGCUCUUCCUCACCGAGCUUGGCCUCUACCCCAUCAUCGUCCAUGGCGCCGGGCCCCAGCUCAACAACCUCCUCGCCGAUGCCGGAGUCGAGCCGCAGUUCGAGGAGGGCAUCCGUAUCACCGAUGCCAAGACCCUCGGCGUCGCCCGCAAGCUCUUCCUCGAGGAGAACCUCAAGCUCGUCGACAGGCUCGACGACCUUGGCGUCCAGUCGCGGUCCCUGAGCGGUGUCUUCAUGGCCGACUACCUCAACAAGGAUAAGUGGCAGUAUGUCGGCAAGAUCACAAAGGUCAACAAGGAGUCGAUCGAAAAGUCCAUCGAGGCCGGCUACAUCCCGGUCCUCACCUCCAUGGCCGAGACGGAGGACGGUCAGCUGCUCAACGUGAACGCCGACGUGGCCGCCGCCGAGCUUGCUCGUGCCCUGGAGCCGCUCAAGGUCGUCUACCUGUCCGAGAAGGGCGGUCUGUUCGACGGCGCCGGCGACAAGAUUUCCCACAUCAACCUUGACGAAGAGUUUGAUCACCUCAUGUCGCAAGAGUGGUGCCGCUACGGAACCCGUCUUAAGAUCAAGGAAAUCAAGGAGCUGCUCGACACCCUCCCGCGCACUUCCAGCGUUGCCAUCAUCCACCCGAGCGACCUGCAAAAGGAGCUCUUCACCGACUCUGGUGCCGGUACGCUGGUUCGCCGGGGCAACAAGAUCCAGAAGGUCACGUCGGUUUCGGACUUUAGUGAUCUGAGCAAGGUCAAGGAGACCCUGAUCCGUGACCGCGAGGGCAUGGACGCCGAGGCCACCGUUGACCGAUGGAUCGAGUUCCUCCAGGAGAACCCCUUCACGGCUUACUACGACGAGUCCAUGCAGUGCCUGGCCAUUGUCCUCGAGCCCGGCAACGGCCGCACCCUGCCCACGCUGGCCACGCUGAACGUCACCAAGUCGGGCUGGUUGACCAGCGUCGCCGACAACGUCUUCGCUGCGAUCAAGAAGGACCACCCCAGCCUGGUCUGGACCGUCAGCCAGGCCGACGAGAACCUGACCUGGUUCUACGACAAGGCUGAGGGCAUCCGCCACCACAACGGCAGCGCCCUGUUCUACUACGGCUGCGAGGACCAGCACCCUGCUGAGCUGGCCGCCGUUCACAAGGAGUUUGUGUCCCACGGCCGUGCCAUGCUUGGCGACUCCAACCUCGAGUCCCGCCUUCAGAGGGCCUCGCAGUCUGCGAGCCAGUCCCUUCGCGCUGCCCAAGUGCCUUCGCAGGCGCGUGGCUUCUCGACCUUCAGCUACGGCGUGCAGCGCCGCGGCUAUGCCACCACCACCAACCCGAACCCCCCUCUGGGCAAGAAGAACGCGUCCAACACGGUCCCCGCGCGCAUCGGCCUCAUCGGCGCCCGCGGCUACACUGGCCAGGCGCUGAUCGACCUGCUCAACGCCCACCCAUACAUGGACCUGAGGCACGUCUCCUCGCGAGAGCUGGCCGGCCAGGAGCUGCAGGGCUACACCAAGAGGAAGAUCAUCUACGAGAGCCUCGGUCCGGAGGAGGUUGGUGAGAUCGAAAAGGAGGGCAAGGUCGACUGCUGGGUCAUGGCUCUGCCCAACGGUGUGUGCAAGCCUUAUAUCGAGGCUAUCGACGCCGCCUCCAAGGGCCGUGACCGCCCCAGCGUCAUCGUCGACCUCUCGGCGGAUCACCGCUUCACCGAUUCCUGGACGUAUGGUCUUCCCGAGCUGACCAAGCGAUCUCUCAUCUAUCCGGCCAAGCGCAUUUCGAACCCGGGAUGCUACGCGACUGCGGCCCAGCUAGGCAUCGCGCCCAUCCUGGACCACCUGGGUGGCCAGCCAACCGUCUUUGGCGUCUCGGGCUACUCGGGCGCUGGGACCAAGCCGUCUCCCAAGAACGACCUUGAGCAGCUCAGGGACAACCUGAUGCCGUACAGCUUGACGGACCACGUGCACGAGCGCGAGAUCAGCCGCCAGCUGGACACGCCCGUCAGCUUCAUCCCCCACGUGGCGUCGUGGUUCCGAGGCAUCCACCACACCAUCAACAUCCCGCUCAACAAGACGAUGACGUCGCGAGACAUUCGACAGAUCUACCAGGACCGGUACGCCGGCGAGAAGCUCGUCAAGGUGGUGGGCGAGGCGCCGCUGGUGCGGGAGAUUAUGAACAGGCACGGCGUGGAGAUUGGAGGAUUCGCGGUGCACAGCAGCGGCAAGCGGGUGGUUGUGUGCGCCAGCAUCGACAACCUGCUCAAGGGCGCCGCGACCCAGUGCCUGCAAAACAUGAACCUCGCGCUGGGCUACGCCGAGUACGAAGGCAUCCCGACCAUGUAA
Purpureocillium lilacinum is the source of this 2655-nucleotide messenger RNA. RefSeq names its product protein arg-6, mitochondrial. Gene Ontology annotation, cellular component: mitochondrion; mitochondrial matrix; cytoplasm. The record is from RefSeq and is a predicted model, not a curated record. Gene Ontology annotation, biological process: L-arginine biosynthetic process. Lineage: Eukaryota; Fungi; Ascomycota; Sordariomycetes; Hypocreales; Ophiocordycipitaceae. Gene Ontology annotation, molecular function: acetylglutamate kinase activity; NADP+ binding; N-acetyl-gamma-glutamyl-phosphate reductase (NADP+) activity.